AUGGCAAAAGCUGAAUGGAACGGUGAAUAUAUUUAUUUUUUUAAUUUCCCUGCAAAUAGUAUUAAAUCAGAAUUUUUCCAAAUUUCUUCUCAUCACACAUUAUGUCCAAAGAAAGGAGAAGCUUCAUAUUACAACAUUGAUGAUAAUGGUAUUUAUUAUUACGAAGACGAAUAA
Molecule: messenger RNA, 174 nt
Organism: Funneliformis mosseae
Lineage: Eukaryota; Fungi; Glomeromycota; Glomeromycetes; Glomerales; Glomeraceae
Source: the annotation of a GenBank genome assembly